AUGACAAUCCACAAACACAACCCCUGGCUUACGCGGCCCCAAAUCUCCGGCCUCAUCCCGCUUCCCGAUCGCGGCUUGUCGCUCUUCACGUCAUCCUCCGGGCCCGCACGCAAGCCAGGUGAACCAGUGGUCAUAUUCUUCACCGGCGCUGGCGCUCCAUGUAUCAGUUACGUCAAAGUCCAGGAGCAUCUCGCCCGGUUCGUGCGGACAUUGUUCUUCGACCGCGCUGGUUACGAUCGAAGCACUCUUCCCCGCCACGAUGGGCCGCUGCUGGCCGAGGACGGCGCCGGAGAUCUCGAUGCCCUUUUGCGGACCAUAGGCGUGGACCCGCCGUAUAUAUUGGUGGGGCAUUCGUUCGGCGGGAUACCGGCCAGGGAGUUUAUGCACUUACAACUAGGAUCGCGCAAGCACCAGGCUGAAGAAGGUGAAGGUGUGUUAAGAGUCACGGACGUGAUCGCGGGAAUCGUUUUGUACGACACGGCGACGGAACUGGUGCUCGGUUUCUACCCACGUGUCCCCUCCAGCGAGCUGGUCGAAAUAUCCAAGGACGUCGAUUGGGAGGGGGUGACCCAUCUGCGCGAAGAAUCGGGCUUGAGCGAUGAGCAGUGGCAGUCUAUCAUCGAGGCCGUCGAGCGGACGGGACCCCGCGGCGCGAAGAGGGAGGAUACGCAUGUCAGUGCGCGUGCGCUGGCGUUGAAGCGCCAGCUCGAACGGCAUGCUUACAGGGGCGGUAUCUUGAGCGUGGUCAGGUGUAACAGUACCAUGGACUACCAGAGGAUGUACGAUGAGGGUGUCAAGUUGGGAGCAGGCACGCAGGAGGAGAGAAGGCUGGCCAGGAGGUUCAUCGAGGAUUGGGGCUUGUACAAUUACGAAAUGGUGAGGGCCCAGUUGGAUCUGGUGGUGCGUGAUGAUGAGGAGGAUGCAUGCCAUGCACAGUAUGUCUAUCAUGGGAGCUGGGGGCAUGAUAGUCCAUUGCGGAAGAGGGAGUUGAUGGGUGACCCGGUCCGGUGGGUGCUGGAGGAGUGGCAGAAGAUGAAGAACGAGUAGGUCAUGAGCGAUGGUGAUGGUACCUGGAAGCCUUACGCACAGAGACUGCGAGGUACUGGC
Exophiala xenobiotica is the source of this 1107-nucleotide messenger RNA. RefSeq lists its product as uncharacterized. The transcript has a single exon. NCBI's taxonomy places the organism in Eukaryota, Fungi, Ascomycota, Eurotiomycetes, Chaetothyriales, Herpotrichiellaceae. The record is from RefSeq and is a predicted model, not a curated record. Bases 1 to 1047 code for a protein of 348 amino acids.